Molecule: messenger RNA, 1060 nt
Organism: Capsicum annuum
Lineage: Eukaryota; Viridiplantae; Streptophyta; Magnoliopsida; Solanales; Solanaceae
Product: putative cytochrome c oxidase subunit 5b-like
Exons: 6
Coding region: 217-699 (160 amino acids)
Biological process (GO): mitochondrial electron transport, cytochrome c to oxygen
Cellular component (GO): mitochondrial envelope
Source: RefSeq, a predicted model, not a curated record
AAAGAGCUGUUGAGAAAUUGUCGCACGAGCGAGUCAAUCGUUGGGCUUCGGGCCUUGUGCCACCCUUACGCCCCCCCCCCCCCUCUUUUCAUUCCAUUUUCCACUCCCAGUAUGGAACCCUCUCAACAAAAGCAAGCAUCCAACAUAGAGAAAAAGCAAUAGUAGUAAUAAAAGAGAACAAUUGAUCUCAUCAUACUGUAACCCUAAAAGAAAAUCAUGUGGAGAAGACUCUCAUCUCAGUUUCCAACUCUAAGAUCCGCGGCUAAAUCCAAUCGCCUUUCCGCCGCCACCUUAUCCUCUCCGGCGAAUCUCCGGCCUACGGUUCCUUUCAUUGCCCGCUACUUCAGUACUGCUACUGGGGGUGUUGUUAAGAAAGUGGAGGAUGUAAUGCCAAUUGCAACUGGUCAUGAGCGCGAAGAGCUUGAAGCUGAGCUUCAAGGAAAGGAUAUUCUCGGCAUUAACUUUCCUGAGGGUCCUUUUGGCACAAAGGAAGCACCAGCUAUCGUUAAAUCCUACUAUGACAAAAGAAUUGUAGGAUGUCCAGGAGGUGAAGGCGAAGAUGAGCAUGAUGUUGUUUGGUUCUGGCUUGAGAAGGGUAAGCCACAUGAAUGCCCAGUAUGCACUCAGUAUUUUGAGUUGGAGGUGGUUGGCCCUGGAGGACCUCCUGAUGGACAUGGCGGCGAUGAUGAUCAUCACUGAUGGCUUGCAACUUUUCUCCCGGAAUAAAUCUGGUUGAGAUGAUGAGAUAUUUUCUUGCUCUACAAACUCAGGAUUCCAAGUUCAGUGGUUUUGUUUGCUUUUAGUGGAUCAAUUGUUCUUACGGCUGCUCUUACAAGGGUGAAGUUGAAUAGUUUUGCUUUUAGAUUUUACUUAGACGUCGAAUGGUCUGUUACAACUACAAACCCAGUUUCUCCAAACGCAGGGACUCAAUAAUCAAUAGCCACAUAUUGGAUUUUUUGGCGAGUGGUCCUUUUUGUUUUUGUUUAAGUGCUCAUGUUGGCACAACCUUGUAGCGAAAUGAUGUUUUAUCAUUACCAAAUUGCAGCAACGUACUUCUGUA